Monopterus albus (swamp eel) is the source of this 1144-nucleotide messenger RNA. RefSeq names its product UTP11 small subunit processome component (gene utp11). The record is from RefSeq and is a predicted model, not a curated record. Bases 182 to 946 code for a protein of 254 amino acids. The transcript has 8 exons. Gene Ontology annotation, cellular component: nucleolus; small-subunit processome. Gene Ontology annotation, biological process: rRNA processing. NCBI's taxonomy places the organism in Eukaryota, Metazoa, Chordata, Actinopteri, Synbranchiformes, Synbranchidae.
GAAUCUGCGGCAGGGAAAUAAAAAACACCGGACAGGAACCCACGUGUCUCAACGACCGAGGAAGUGCCAGACCAACAAGGAGGUUUCACUAGUUGUGGAUGUUACUAAAUUGCCCUACAUCAGCUUUGACUCUGCUAUUACUCUAACGUUAUUUUAUAACGCCGGCGGAGAUUUUUCCAACAUGUCUUCGUUCAGGAAAGCGCUGAAAUCCCGACAGAGAAACCAUCAUGAAAGAUCCCAGCCUGGCUCCAGGAAACAACUGGGAUUGCUGGAGAAGAAGAAAGACUACAAACUUCGUGCAGAUGACUACCACAAAAAACAAAACACACUCGCUGCUCUGCGAAAGAAGGCUCUGGAGAAGAACCCAGAUGAGUUUUACUUCAACAUGAUCAGCUCUAAGCUGCAGGAUGGAGUUCACAUAGCAAAAAAGCCCAAGGAGGAAGUGGAGGUAACAGAGGAGCAGAAGAAAGUGAUGAGGACACAGGAUAUCAAAUAUGUCGAGAUGAAAAGGGUCUCAGAAGCUAAGAAAAUUGAGAGGCUGAAAGGAGAACUCCACCUUCUGGAUGCAGACAGCAAACAAAAAAACAAACAUACUUUUUUUGUGGAUUCUAAGAAGGAGGUGCAGUCAUUUGACCUGGCACAACACCUCCAAACGGCCCCUGAGCUUGUGGACAGAGUGUACAACAGACCAACUCUGAAAACCCUGGAGACUAAAAGCAUCCAGGGAGCUACAGAGCCUCACACUAUGAAGAAGCUGGCCAGGCAGAGGAAGCACCAGUACACAGUCCUUUCUCAGAGGAUUGACAGAGAAAAGAAAAUGUUUGUCAUCAGUCAGAAGAUCCAGACCCGCAAGGACCUACAGGAUAAGACCAAAAAAGUGAAGGUAAAAAAGGAGACACCCAAUGCAGCAGCGAUCUACAAGUUUGAGGCCAAGAGGAAACGCUGAGAGGGAAGUAGUCCUCGAACUGUCGACAGAAGUGGGACUGGCAAAAUAAUGAACACCUGCAACAUGGAACUACAGGACUGUGAUUACAGCAAAGACGAUAAUAAUUUUCCUUCAUCAUUACUGUUGCAGCUAUGCAGUUUUGUACAUAUUUAAGACCUUUGGUUUCUUUCCAAUAAAGAUCAUAAGAACAUGCAAUUU